UAAAUGUGAUGAAGAGUGAAAAAUUCUGUAAUGCCAUCAAUUGAGUAUUAGUUCGGUAGAAGGUUUUAUAAAAUUUUAUAAACAUUUCUCAAAGUCUAUUUUACUAUAAAUAAUACUUUAAAAGUGGCGGUGUUAAAUAUUUGUAAUUAUAUAGGCUGUGUCCAAGGAGAGCAGUCGUAAAUAGUGCAAUUUAAUUUAUAAUAAGUGUGAAUCAUGAAACAGAUUAAUGUGUCCGUAAUAGGUCUUUCGGGGACUGAAAAGGAUAGGGGUCAAGUUGGUGUUGGAAAAUCAUGUCUCUGCAACAGAUUCAUUCGUCCGAUGGCCGAUGAUUACUUUAUUGAUCACAUAUCAGUGUUGAGUCAGAGUGACUUUAGUGGACGAAUUGUUAACAAUGAUCACUUCUUAUAUUGGGGAGAUGUGCGAAAAACCACGGAAGAUGGAGUGGAUUAUAAUUUCCAAAUAAUUGAACAGACGGAGUUUAUGGAUGAUUCCACAUUCCAACCGUUUAAGGUUGGGAAAAUGGAACCAUAUUACAAGCGUUGUAUUGCCACUAAGGUGUUUUCAGCGGAAAAGCUUAUGUACAUAUGUAAAAACCAGUUGGGGAUCGAGAAGGAGUAUGAACAAAAAAUAAUGCCCGAAGGCCGACUGAGUAUAGAUGGUUUCAUUGUGGUAUUUGAUGUGAGUCCUGUGCCAAAUCGACCGGUUGAAAAGCAAGUUGACUUUGUUCACAAUGUCAUAGUAAAUAUAUUGAAAAAUAAGAAACCAGUUGUGCUCGUUACAACUAAAAACGACGAUUCCAAUGAAAUUUAUAUACGAGAGGCCGAAAAAAUUUGCCAGCGUAAGGAAUAUAAGGGUUUGGUUCAAUUGGUCGAAACAUCCUCUCAUGAAUCUAUAAAUAUAGAUUUAGCUUUUAUACUUCUUGCUCAAACUAUAGAUAAAGUAAAAAGUCGUGUAAAAAUUACUUCAUACUAUGAGGCUGCGAAAUCACGAAAAGAACUAUUGGACACACGUUCUGAAGCUGUCACGAGACUAAUCCGUAACCAAAUAAUUGAUUACCAUGUGCUUUGGUCGCAGGGAUCCAAAAUAUUAGCACAGUACAGAGAAUGGACAGAGUUCUUAAAUAUUUUUGGUGUAGAAGCUGGUCAAAAGCUCUUCAGACGUCAUAUGAAAAAGCUUCGUGAUGAUCAUUUAAAUAAGAAACUCAAUGAGUAUAUUGAUAAGUUUGCCAGUGUAUUGGAGUAUCUUUUACCCGACAUAAGUUCUUUGGGUACAGUAGAUGAAAAUAUAUGGGGAAAUGCCAAAGGCAUAUUGAGAAGCCAUCCUGAUUUUGAUCGGCAUUUUUUUGAGUGCCCUCAAGCUUCAUGGACUGAAUUAGUUGAUAUGGAAGAAACCGAAGACGAAGUUCGUGUUCCAUUCGAUGUAUUGGAUACUCCGGAAGCGGAAACAAUAUUUCGAAAUUAUGUUAAUGCGGUGCAGCAAGAUAAGAAAAAAAUUGGAUGGAAGCAUCAAUUUAAACUAUUAUUGGAAGAAUCUGGCUUUGUGACUCCAGGUAAACAGCUAUCAGAGGUGCGCGUGCUUUUCAUGGGUCGUGAAUGCUUUGAAGCUUUAUCAGAACAUGAUUGCCAACAAAUUUAUGACAUUCAUCAAGAUGAAAUUAUCGAGAAAAGCAAGCAAAACUUUAUAGAACUAUUGUUAGAAAACGCACAAUUCUUCCAGCAGUUUAAAAAUGUUGAUAUUAUUACUCAAGAAGAUGUUCGGGCAAUUACAGAUCUUAUACAAGACGAUUCCAGGUAUAAAAUAUUGGACAGACUUGAUCAGGAGAGACGGGUGAUUCUAUUUCAACAUUUGGGCUUUAUACACUGCCCCAUACGCGAGCAUUGUCCUUUCUUCCAUAAUUGCGUUGAUAGUUUAGUUGAUGAAUGCUUGGUCGAUAAGUCGCCAAAUCAGAAGAAUUCCAGCAACUGGAAGUCUUCGAGCUCCGACAGAACUUUAAAUUUAUUAAUAGUAGGAUCCGAACAUCUUGCAAGUGAUUUGCUCAAUGAUAUUCGAAUGUGCACGGGAUCUAAAGGGGAAUAUGUUUAUGAGAACCAAACCUAUUACCUAAAUUAUCGCAUUGCCAAUGGAGAUAUGGAAGCAUUUAAGUCAAUUGAUGUACAUUCGAGUGGGUUAAUUUGUGUAUACUCAAAUCAACAGUCGUUUGAAACGCUGAAAGAUAACUUGGAGCGCACUUUAUUAUGUAAUUUGGAAUUAGAGGACAAAUUUGAGAACUUGCCUAUCGUUUUGGUGUAUCAACCUCAGGAUCUGAAAGAAAACGAAGUUGAGUACCUGCGUAAUGAAGGAUUACGAUUAUCCGAAAUGCUACACUGCGAUUUUAUUGAUCAUCAACAAAAUCAACAAAAAUAUGUCUACGACAUUCUUAACAUUGUUAUUCUAUCCUUAAGACUUUCAGAGAUGAAAAAUUUUGAUUCGUAUUCUUCAAAUCAUAUUGAUUUAAGAAUACUUGUUUGUAUGUUUUGUGGAGAUCAAUAUGAUAUUGAAAAUAUUAUAAACCCGCUAAUAGCCGAAUCGACAAACUGUAAAUCGUCAGAACAUUCCAUUUUGAUUGACGUAUUUAUAGGAGAUUCAAAAAAGCGAAUUGAAUUCAUCCUUUCAUCUUAUCACGGAAUAAACCAAUAUCGUGAGGAAUUAAUUCAUGGAUAUAUUUAUUUUUAUUCUGGAAAACGUCGAUCAUCACUUUCAAAUUUAAGUGUUUUAGCUGUACAAAACUCGAAUAUUCCAUUACAAAUAAUUGCCGUAACGGAAAGUGGAGGUGCAAAUGCAUUUUUCAAUAGUGAAAUUUGUCAAUUUCUAAUAACGGAAGGAAAUUCAUUAGCUGACAGGUGUAAGGGCAAUUUCAUGACAUUUUCUGCCGAUCAGUAUGUUAAGUUCGCUUUCUAUACUCCAUUUUUGAAAAAUGUUUGGGAAAAUAAAUAUGAAGUUGAAAAUUUGCAUGUGGAAGAGUCAAUAACGUUGGAUUCUGGAGAAGGCACGCUAGAGAAUUCAGUCAAUCAGCUUCCACGACCACCACCACGACAUGAAAGUUAUAUGUUAUCUAGCACUAUGGGUACGGAUGGAUCUGGAAGUGAAAACUAUGAAAUGUUACCAACUAGAUCUUUGAAUUCACUAAACGAGGAAAGGGACAUAUCUUUAGAUGAAAUUUACGACGACAACGAAAAGCCGAAACACCAUCACCAAAAGUGGCUGGAAGAUAAAAAUGAACCACGAAGAAAUUUAAACAAAAAUUCCAUUUGGAACAACUUUAGUGGUUCCACCCAUGCUUAUACAACUGGUCGUCGUCACAUUGAUUCUAAUUUAAAUAAAAUUCGUCCAAAAGGCCCCAGUCAAACAUUAAAGCAACCCGGUAAAUUAAAUAUGAAAAACUUUCAACUCGUAAGUGAAGCAGUAGCUAAAAUGAAUUUUGGAGGUGACACAUUUUUGCCAGUUUCUGAUGCUGAUAAAUGCUCAAAACGAUAUCAGCAUUUUAAUCAUACUCAACUUGAUUGUGACGAAGAUGAUUCAGAGGAAUUGGCUGAAUACGAACAGAUUUAUGAAAAUGAAGACUGUACCGAGUCGGAUAGCUGUGCAAGUUCAACCGAACGUAAAGUGCGUCAGCAGAAUAGCUCAUACUACAAGAUUAAUAAAAAACCUCAGACCAACAAGAAAACCAAGAAAAAGAAAGUUGCCAUCCCCGUACAAACACCAAGGGUUCCACUCUUUGGCUCCUAUGUUAGCCCACCAGAGAUUCCUCAACAUUAUCAUCGAGCUGUGUCAGAUGCUAAAAAAUCGGCCGAACAUUGCACCAAUGAGCUUGUAAAGAACGAUAAAUCACCAGAUUAUUCCAUGGUUCCUGAAAGUAUCAAUUUGUUUGGAACAGACAAUUUGACAGAAUUUAAUAUUAAUCCGAAAUCUCUGAAGGAGUUUGAAAAGACGGAAAAACGUCGGUUGAAAGAAGACAAUGCAAGACUACGUAAAUUGCAAGAAAAGGAAAAGGAACAAGAGAAAAAACACAAGCGAAAGUUGAAGCAAGCUUGCAAAGGCUUAACAGACAAUACUGAAUCUCAUUUUGGAAAAUUACUAAUAUCGGACAAAGAUGAAAUCCCAACAUUCCUUAUAAGAUGUGUCGAAUUUAUUGAGAAAGAGGGUCUUGACUCGGAAGGAAUAUAUAGAGUACCCGGAAGUCGAGGUCAUGUUGACUUGCUUUUCCAAAAAUUCGAAGAAGAUCCACACACUGUAAUCGAUGUGCUUGAUAUUCCAGUUAAUGCCGUAGCAACAGCAUUAAAAGACUUCUUUUCCAAGCGUUUACCUCCUUUAUUUAGCAAAGAUAUUAUUAAGGAGCUUGAAGAUAUUGCAGGUUCUCGAGGUAUUGGUUCAUCUAAAAUCAAUGUGGAAGUAAAAACGGAUCGGAGUUGUCGUUUGAUAUUAUUGAAGACUUUAUUACAGAAAUUACCGCCCAUGAAUUUUAUGAUCCUGAAGUACAUAUUCGAGCACUUUGUUCAUGUAUCCGAGAAUUCGAAACUAAAUAGCAUGGAUAGCAAAAAUUUGGCAAUUUGUUGGUGGCCAACUCUGAUUCCUAUUGACUUUACGGAUAUGAGCCAUUUUGAGCAAUUGCGGCCAUAUUUAGAAGAUAUUGUGCAGACGAUGAUUGACCAGUUUCCAUAUUUGUUUUGCGGAAAAGAUGCUUUUGUUAUGGUUUAAAUACUCAUAUAUUCCAGCGUAAAAGCUUAAUUUUAGAUGUUAUUAUGUGGAAGAAUAUAAAGAAACUGUGUUUUAAUGGAUUUGUUGUGUGAAGUGAUGUUUAAUUAAGAAUAUUCGAAUAUGCGUCUAAAAUAAUAAUUUAUAUUAUGUGUUAAAUUAUAUUUAAGCUAUAAAUGUUUUAAAUGUCUUGUAUGUAUGUUUAACGAGUUGUGUAGUAAUAUCUAUGCCAUGUGUAUGUAUGCUUAUAUAUAUAUUUUUUAAAUUUGGAUGUAUUAUUAUUGUAGAUGUUGUUCUUAUAAAUUGGGCUGAAAAAACUUUAUCAAAGGAACAAAAGGAACACUUCUGACAAGUACUAACAAUGUGAAUGUAAAAAACAAUUCAUUCAUAUAUAUACCUAAAAAAAUAGAUAAUGGAAAGAUUUGUAUAAAUGUGUGUCUAUUUCAUGAUAUACCUUAUAAAAUUAUGCAUUCGUAAUCAACGCGAUUUGGUGUAAUUAUAUUUUUUAAAAUUAUGAUAUUUACGGAAAUCCAUACGGAUAUCCGUCAUAAUCUAAAGCACAAACAUUAUAAAAACAAAUAAAAUAAUUCCAAACAAACUCGA
Bactrocera tryoni is the source of this 5334-nucleotide messenger RNA. RefSeq names its product rho GTPase-activating protein 190 (gene RhoGAPp190). Lineage: Eukaryota; Metazoa; Arthropoda; Insecta; Diptera; Tephritidae. The coding region runs from base 214 to 4734 and encodes 1506 amino acids. Gene Ontology annotation, biological process: signal transduction. The transcript has 17 exons. The record is from RefSeq and is a predicted model, not a curated record.